Molecule: messenger RNA, 5719 nt
Organism: Rhipicephalus microplus (southern cattle tick)
Lineage: Eukaryota; Metazoa; Arthropoda; Arachnida; Ixodida; Ixodidae
Product: BTB/POZ domain-containing adapter for CUL3-mediated RhoA degradation protein 3
Biological process (GO): protein homooligomerization
Molecular function (GO): protein binding
Source: RefSeq, a predicted model, not a curated record
GAUUGAGACUAGAUGUAGCGCGCGUGUUGUCAGCUUUGGGCAGUGCGAUCGUGAGCGUUUUUUCCUCGCGCCGCCGCUGGCUCCCAUCUUGGUUCGGCCGAUCUUGACGCACUUUCUUGACGACGCUAACACGCGGCAACCAUUGACGCCCUGUGUGCUUCGACGCUGCCGCCGCCGCCAGGGCCGACAGCCGAGGAGGGCAAAACCAUGUCUGGCGAUCACCGGACUGUCAUCAACGGGAGCCCGAGCCAGUACGUGAAGCUCAACGUAGGCGGGUCCCUCCAUUACACCACCAUCGGCACUCUCACCAAACAUGACAGCAUGCUCAGGGCCAUGUUCAGCGGCCGAAUGGAAGUGCUCACCGACUCCGAAGGUUGGAUACUCAUUGACAGAUGUGGGAAACACUUCGGCACCAUCCUGAAUUUUCUGAGGGACGGUUCGGUGCCGCUACCCGAAUCCACGAGGGAGAUUGCGGAGUUACUGGCCGAAGCCAAGUACUACCUCAUCCAAGCGCUCGUGGAAAGUUGCGAAGCCGCCCUGCAGAAGAAGGAGAGCCCGCAAGAACCAAUUUGCAGAGUUCCACUCAUCACGAACGAGAAGGAAGGAAACCUUCUGAUAAGCACUUCGACUAAGCCUCUGGUCAAGCUGCUUAUCAACAGACAUAACAACAAGUAUUCCUACACAAGCACCUCUGAUGACAAUCUCCUCAAGAAUGUAGAAAUGUUUGACCGGCUGUCACUGCGGUUCUGCAGCCGCGUCCUGUUCCUAAAGGAUGUGAUAGGCAGCAACGAAAUCUGCUGCUGGACAUUCUACGGCCACGGUAAAAAGGUUGCCGAGGUCUGCUGUACAUCGAUUGUCUACGCAACUGACAAGAAGCACACCAAAGUCGAGUUCCCCGAAGCUCGCAUCUACGAGGAGACCCUCAACAUCCUCCUCUACGAAAACCGCAAUGGCCCAGACCCUGAACUGAUGCAGGCGACGAGCACGCGAGGUGCCGUCGCUCGUGCCACCACCUGCUACACGAGCGACGACGAGGACGAGCGCCGCGCACCGGUCGGCUCGUGCAGCGGCUGCACCAGCACGCGAGACUCCCGGGAGUCGUGCCACCUGGGCCGUAUACGAAGCACCAAGCAGAGUAGCUGAGGUAGCGUCUACGUCGCUGCCUUACUCCUUCGCGGAAUCUCGCCGGCGGGGGCAAGGUACCGGCAGCUGUCGUUCGGUCGCUGCAAGCCGAGCCUGGCUUCUUUCUGCUGUCCCUACAUGGACCUCGCUUAGCGCGGAGAAAGAAGUGCAAUGCCUCGUGCAGCACUUGUUUUGUGGGUGACCACGCUUCCUCGCAAGCCAGUGGGAAUGGAGGCGCAGGGAGAACCUGUAUCCUUCUCCGCUCAAUCUAGUGCCCCAUUUCGUCUAGGCCUUCGAUGUUGUGUGGUUGUAGUGGUCGGCUUCGUCUUUUAAUGGAGGGGUGUCCGACCUUCCGAGAGUUAUAUUGUGACCGCUUGUAGUGAAGUGUGCAAGUUGAUGGUACUUCUUGUGUCAUGUGAAGCACGUGCUUCAGAGAAAGCUAGCUGCAUUGUGUGCCUGGUGCACUUGUUUGGGUUUUGAUAUUGUUGGAAGUUUACGGGAUAAUACAAAGCAAGUGUAGUACAUGUAAAAUGGACUGCGUAAGCCUUGAGGCUGGUAGAGCCGCACUGUCCCCCAUUGGCUGAUCAAUUCAGCUACCACCAAAGCCAGGUUGUUCGAGCAGAACAUUGUGCUAUGCCUUGAUCCGGAGGUGUCCACCUGCCGAGUUUCCAUGAACAUCGUUACAAAAUUGCUGCAUUACCGCGACACUGAAUCUCUGUUUUACUGAAAAAGUUCACAUUUGGUGAGCUGGCAUGACUUGCUCUUUGUUCCUUCUAUCGCCACAAUGUGGCAAAGUUGUUGCGUGGUGUGUCUCUGUUCUUACUUCUUUUCAUUUGGAUGUCAGGAUCUCUUUGCAACACAUCGGCAAAAGACGAGUGAAUUAGUAAGCAUUGUGAGGUGGUGUGCAUUGACAUCAAACCAAAUAUUUUGCUGCACAUAGCUGUGCUCAAGAGCCGGAGGGCAGGUGUGUUACUUACAGCAAGGGCUGCUGUUGAAGGGAAUGAGUGUGGCUCACUCUUUCAAGGUUUCGGCAGAAGCAAUGUCGUUGCAAUGCACAGGUCCUUGGAGCGGCUUUCAUUGUGGAUUGUUCCUAACAAAACGGGGCAUUUCCAUGGUUCCCAAGAAAAAAAUUUUGCCGAUGUCUCCAAAUUGCCGUGUUCCCUUCAAUAACGGACUGCGCUGCAAGCGUUUCGCGAUUCACUGAGUGAGCACUUUUGAUGGUUUACCGAAGUUGUUAAAGCGAUCAAAGGUGUGUUUUUGUGUGUGUGACCAUACCUGCAGGUGCUCAAAACGUACUGGUUGCAGGUGCUCAGCACGUACUAUCCGGUCUGAAACUUCUGAUACUCUAUGGCAGCAAAGUCAUUGCUCCCAGAAGGGACCCUGUGUGUGGGUUGUGCCAUGCUCCACCAGCACGUUAGGUAUGUUAAAAAAAAAAAUCGCUCGAGCUCCUUUUUUUAUUAUUAAUAUUAUUAAGCUGUUUUCAUUUCAACCACUUUCUCAAUAUUGUACAAAAUGGUCUCGCUCCCAUCAUAGCAUGCAGCUCACAGUUGAGGCUGGAGUGCGUUUUCUUCGUUCCAGUUUAGUAUUUAUUUCUCUUUGCACUAUACAAAUGCAUCAUACCUAAUCAAUGAAUGCUCUCGAUAGACAAUGGUGACUUCAUUACAGAAAUUUUAGUCUUAUAAUCAUGUACACUUGACACUGUGGCAUUGUUGAAAUGUUGCACAGCCUGUUGUCAUGUAAAGGAUCUCCGAAUGAGCUCUAGAAAUGGAAAGAACUGGCGUGUUCUUUGCUCUUGGUUUUUCCCGUCUCUUCAUGGUGCAUUGCCAUGCAACCAAAAUUACUCGCUUAAUAUCACUGUACAAGUUUUGAAGUGGCCCCCAUAUGAAGAAUAUCAGUUGUGAUUUGUCUGCCGCUAUACUUACCAAACUUUGCCAUGCAGCUUCACGUCAUUCUCACACUGUCAACUGAUUUAACCUCAUGUUGUGGGUUUUGUACUACCCGAACAAAGGUAGCUGUAAAGUUGGAAGUCUUGAUAGGUACAGCACUCGGUACAGGCAUCAGCCACGAGUCAUCACUUUUCAGAAGCUCACAAGGUGGCAGUAAAACUGCUGUAGCCAGUGUACUUCAGAAGCAUUCCAAUGGCGCUCACUAGGCUAGUGUGUAAGGCCACUUGAAUUACUCUUCAUUUGGAUAAAUGUAGGGUGUUUUUCAAACUUAGUUGAGACCAAUGGUACUAUGGUGAAGAAUUACACAGCCACCUACCCAAUAAUAACCAAAAAGUAGUCUGUGGGCUUUCCAAGAAAUUGAGGUACUGUGAGAACUGCAAACGAGUCAAUUUCUUCCUCCGCUAAGUGGAUGACCCGACACAGCUGUUACGACUUACAUGCUAUCAGAAAUGAUUUCUUUAUAGGAAGGUGCUUGUAAUUUCACUCAUUUAUGCAUGCUUUCUUACAAUCGUCAAAUGUGGUACCUUAGUCCUAACGUUUUUAAUCAAAAAACGAAUGUGCUAAACGUGCGAACUCGUUCGUUAUUCAGCAGUAUCUGGCAGCAUCACUAUCAAGGUCUGCCUUUUAGAAUACGACUUCGAAUGAACAUUUAUUUCUCACACAACAGUCUCUUGUCUGGUGUAGCUUGGGCACCUAUCACAUACACAUGCUACCACUUGUGUAACGUUUAAGGAAGCAUGGCUCUAGCUUUACGCGCACAUCUUGUUCGAAAGGUGUAACGUAAGUUUCGUGGUGUGGCCUAGAGCAUGCAUUUCACUGCGACGUUUUUGUCGCAUGUGUUAAUGUAACAAAACGAUCAACGACGCUAGUAUUUACAUGGGAUAAAAAGGCAAUGCUGACACUUUCUCAUUGAAGUGUGGUUCUGCCUGUACUUCGCUGUGCUAGUUAAAACUACAUGGUUAUUUCUUUUCCCAACGUGCUGUACAACUAUGCUGUGUACUGUGUUUCAGUAUAGAAAUGUUGACUCCCAAGAUAUGCCAUAUGGCAGUACUGUACGUAUAUAGGUGGAGUAUACGUAUAUUGGUGGAGUACUGCCAUAUGGCAGUGCUCCACCUCCCUGGAAUGAAGACAAAAUGGAGGUUCAAAUGGCUUUUUCACGAAGCGAUUGAUCUUCCUCAUAGUGUGGUUCCCUUUCAAGCACUGUGAAUGCAUCAUUUUUUGGUCCCUAUGCAAGCGCAUAAGCUUGGAUAGACAUGGGAUGUCCAGAACAGAAGUUGUGUCACUCGGAAAGUCUUUGUCCAAGUAGGCCAGAUUGAUGCGUACCUGCCAACCUUAAACUGCUAAAAUUCUUGAAGAAUCGUGCGCAGAAAAGGUUUGUAUGACACAUAAUCAAAAUUUCGACCUCUAUUCAACACUUUUCUGGUGUUUGUACAAACAUUAUCGAUUGUGAUGUGACCUAACAUUCAGCACAUAUGUGGUGGCAAACUUAAAACAGCACAGUUUUUUAGAAACAGUGCUGUUGACAUUACCUGCUUCAGAGAUAGAGAGUCAUCUUGCUUGAAGCAAGUGCUCACUCUGGUAUGUGACAUCUUUGUCACCUCACCUUUGACCACUGUGAAGUCUUGUUUUAAAACGAUGAAUUGUGUGAAACCUUCUAAUAGAGCUCAAUUUUCAAGCUUAUAAAAUAUUUGUGAAUGUUGGCAGGUAUGCUUGACCUAUCUUUAUAAACUCCUGCAGGACUCCUCAGGGUUUUGGAGUUCGCACACAAUAUUUUUCCUUGUGCACGAUGUGAUGCCAUAUUGUAAAAGCACUUUUCGUAUGGCAUCUCAAACAUAACUACUAUUAUGCUGAUGGCUGUAAGGAGCAUCUAGUCCUAUCAACGUAUGGCUAUUUGUCAACCAUCUAAAAAAAAAUAAUGUGUACAUGAAUGUGGAUUCUGUAAGGGUUUGCAGUGCCACUGUGGUAUGUCGUUAUCGGCAGUUUAAAGCGGGAAUGUUUCCUGCCAAACGUAGGUAUGUGGGUGUUGCUAUGUCAUCUGGUUGUUGUAAGUUCACUUGUAUACUCUAUGUUGCGAUGAAGCUGACACUCGAUUCUCAUGGCAAGGAAGAGGAGAGAAGCAUACAUUAUUGAGCUGGAAGUUCUCUUGAAACUGCCAAUAACUGCUCUUCACCACCAUGACUGGUCAUUGAGUAUUUGAUGCUGUUGAAAUGGCUCUGAAGCUUUCUUCUGUAAUGAAAUCAUUUUGAUCCACUGGUCAAUGUUUUAAUGUUUUUUUCUUGACUUUGAUGCAGAAAGCAGUGGGUACGACCUCGAAAAGAAAGCCUCACUUCGUGUCAAAGUUUCAAAUGGCUUUUGUGUGGCUGUUCUCAAGACCCAUCUGUUUGUAUGAGUUUCGCAACAGCAGUUAUUUCUUUAUUAUUAUUAUUUUUUUCAAUUCUUCCCAUUCCUCUGGACUGCAGCAUCCAGAAACCAAAGGCACGGAGCCUAGCUUUGAGGGCCUUUUCAGCGCAUCGAUGAAGUUGCUCACACCAAGUUUUUCUGUCGCUUGCAACUUAAGUGUUUGAUGUUGCAUGCACAUGUACAUUUCACCUGCCAUGUAUAUCGCACAUGUUCAGAGUUUUGCUCAGUAAAGUAAAGGCCUUGUGGUGUCA